Messenger RNA from Rhagoletis pomonella (apple maggot), 1361 nucleotides. Its product is annotated as odorant receptor 42b-like. The transcript has 3 exons. Gene Ontology annotation, biological process: sensory perception of smell; detection of chemical stimulus involved in sensory perception of smell. Gene Ontology annotation, cellular component: plasma membrane. The record is from RefSeq and is a predicted model, not a curated record. Lineage: Eukaryota; Metazoa; Arthropoda; Insecta; Diptera; Tephritidae. The coding region runs from base 1 to 1188 and encodes 395 amino acids. Gene Ontology annotation, molecular function: olfactory receptor activity; odorant binding.
AUGCUGGACUUGUUGCGUGGCCGCGGUCUUGACGCUUGCAAAUCGCGCGACGCACUCACUUACAUCUUUAAUAUUUUCACUUUGGUCGGGACCAAUCCGCAGGGGCAACGAUCAAACAAAUAUUAUUACCUUUAUUAUUUAUACUCGGUUACAGUGAAUUUCAUUUGCUGCUUCUUCUCUCCACUCUCAUUUCACAUCGGCUAUAUAAAAUAUUGGAAUGUACUAAGUACAACUGAAUUGCUUGCCGCCAUACAAAAUGCCGUUCAAGUGACAGGAAUUCCUGUAAAAAUCAUUGCCAUUACUUGGCACAUGAAGAGUUUGCUGAGCGCGCGUGAAAUUUUGGACGAGCUGGAUGCCAACUAUAGGCGCGCCGAUGAUUUGCUUAGAAUACGUCAAUGCGUACAGCGCUGUUGUAAAAUUAUCGUCAUAUUUUGUGUGCCCUACUACAGUUUUGAGAUUACGACUAUAGCCUUCGGUGUGUUGCAACAUCGCGUGCCACUUGCAGCUUGGGUACCAUAUCUCGAUGCGCAGGCUGGUGCAGAAUGGGAGUAUUGGACGAUUGUGGUUUGGGAUAUAUUCGUCAUGUUCAUUUUGUUGGCACAUCAGCUGGGCAGUGACACCUAUCCUCCAGUAUAUAUCUCGAUUAUACGUACUCACAUGCAAUUGUUGGUGGAGCGUGCAAAGCGUUUAGGUGGUGAUCGCAAGCUGAAUGCAGAUGAAAAUUAUGCAGAACUUUUGGCUUGCAUUCGCACGCAUUGCCAGAUUUUGAGAUUGGCUCGCAUUGUUGCUCCAGUUAUUUCAAUCACCCUCUUCACACAAUUUGCAACCACCGCCAUUACAGUGCUAAAUUGGUUUGGUAAUGUUGAAUUUCCCGAAAAUAUUAUCUCUUUUGCAUUCUUCAGUUGUCAGUUAGUGCAAAUCCUGCCCUGUUGCUAUUGUGCCUCUCAUCUAAUUGACGAUUGUGACCAGCUGCCCAAUGCGAUUUUUCACUCGAAUUGGAUGGAUCAAAAUAGGCGAUAUAGGAAAACCAUUUUAUUUUUUAUACAACGUACUCAAAAUCCAAUACGAUUUUGGUGCUUGAAGCUAUUUGGUGUCAAUUUGGCGACAGGCAUGGCGAUUGGGAAAUUUGCUUUUUCGCUUUAUACAUUUAUAAAAGAGAGCAAAGUUGGCGACAAACUGGAUAAGUGAAUCGAAAAUACGUUGCAUUGCUAUACAUACAUACUUAUAUGUAAUAUACAGAUAUUUAUAGUACUAUUGUUGUGAGAAAUAAACAGUAAAGUUAACAAAAAGGACAUUGUUAAGUUAUUAUUUUAGAAAAAAAAAUAAGUUUAAAGAGGGCUCAAAACACAUAGAAUACAUGC